AAGUGGUCUGAUAAAGACUCAUAUGCGGACGGUUGUGACACAGGGGAGGAAGGUUUUUGGUGAUUAAAGACAGAGAAAUGCUGACCUUAGUCUGCAUGGAGGAGGGUCAAAGGAAUUGCUCUGAAGAUUCAGGAUGUUCACCUCUGCCUGGGACCGAAGAACACAAGUUUACAGGUCACUCAUCCCCGACAGGAAAGAUACAGGUCAUUGGUGACAUCUUCCAGUUCACUUUGGAUGUGAGUGAAUUUUCUCCAGAGGAAGUUAUUGUCAUAACCUCUAAUAAUCUACUAGAGGUCCAGGCUGAUAAGGUGGGUGAAGGUGGCACAGUCACCAAAGCACUUUCACACAAAUGCAAACUGCCAUCAAAUGUGGACCCCUUCUCUGUGAGCACGUCCAUGAGCAGCAGUGGGGUUCUGAUUGUGAAAGCUCAAAAGAUGUGACCUCAGAGUUUGGAGAAAAGCAGUGGACUUUGUCGGCCUCAAGCGGUGGAUAAAUGAACUUCUGGAUGCAACGUUCAUGGAACAUUUACGAAAAACUCGAAAUUCUCAGCUAAAACACUAACUGUACUUAAAAAUGUCAAAAACCGCAAGCAAUAAUUAAAUUGAUCUACUUUUGUUAUUGUGCUGGAUAAAAUUUGAGAAUUAAAUGUACCCUUUCCAAAUGUGCUUAAAUAAAGAAAUCUAAUUAAACAUUUUUAGAAAAUU
Nothobranchius furzeri (turquoise killifish) is the source of this 704-nucleotide messenger RNA. Its product is annotated as heat shock protein beta-7. The record is from RefSeq and is a predicted model, not a curated record. Lineage: Eukaryota; Metazoa; Chordata; Actinopteri; Cyprinodontiformes; Nothobranchiidae. Gene Ontology annotation, cellular component: cytoplasm; nucleus.